ACCAAUAACGGCAAAUAUUGAAAAGGGGGAAGAAGAGAAGGUUUUUAGGGAUUUUGGCGGUUUUAGGGCUCUCGACACUCCACUUUGACGGCUUUUUCACUUCCUCUGCUUUGUCUUCUUCGUCUCUACCGCCAUCCUAAGAAAUCGCGAUAGGCUAUAUGAGAUGUCUGACAGCUCCGGAAAAGCCAUGGUCAAAGUCAAGUUAGAGAAGGAAGAAGCUGGGCUUCUUGUAACAUGUGGAAUCCAGAAGAGAAAACGACUCCCUCGAGUUCGGCCUUUUGGAGACCAGACAGAAAAUAGCUUAGUGGUUCACGAAAACAAACAGCCAAGGAUAGCCACUCGACGGUUUACUGAAAGGAUUAAGUUUGAGGAGCAAACGCUAGCUGAUAUGAUGAAGGAGAAAGGUGUUUCGUUUGGAGAUAAAUCUAGAAAAUUUGCAGACCAGAGAGAAAGUAGCUUAGUGGUUCACAAAAACAAGCAGUCAAGAAUGAUCAAUCGGUGGAAUUCUGAAAGGAUUAAGUUUGGGGAGGAAACACUAGCGGAGAUUUUGAAGGAGAAAGGUGCUUCUAUUGAGACACCUAUUUCGCGGCGCGAGUUAAGAAAUACUGCUCGAAAGACAAUCGGUGAUACUGGGCUCUUGGACCAUUUGUUGAAGCAUAGUGACGGAAAUGUAACACCAGGUGGUACUGAUCGGUUUAGGAGGUGUCACAAUACUGAAGGAACCAUGCAGUAUUGGCUAGAGAGCGCUGAUUUGAUCAAGAUUAAACUUGAAUCUGGAAUUCGUGAUCCUAAUUGGAUACCCCCAGCUUGGUGGAAGAUUAAGAGUGAAUCACAUGAACCGUUUGUGGUCUCCUCAAAGUUUGAGGAAGAAAUUGAGAAAAUGAAGAGUGAUAUCAAAGAACUUGUGUCUGAUUUGGUCAAAAUUAAACGUGAAUCUGGAAUUCCUGAUCCUAACUGGAGUCCACCAUCUCGGUUGAAGAUUGAGAGUGCAUCAUAUGAAUCAUCUGCGGUCUCCUCAAAGCUUAGGGAAGAAAUUGAUACAAUGAAGAGUGAAAUAAAAAAUCUGGUAUCGAAGCAAAAGUUACCAAAUCAUGCUGAUGCAACUGAGAAACUUUUGAAGGAAUUUAUGAGUUGGAGGGUAAAGACUGAUAAGCAAAUUGCGGAGAUCUCAAAUUCAUUGUCUUCGACACAGUGCAUGGUAAAGGAAUUAAUUUUGUGGAAAGAUAAAGUAGAUAAGCAGCUGGUGGCAAUUUCAAACAUGCAGAACAAUCUGCAGGCAAACGGGAGCACUUCCUUCAGCUCAGCUCCUGAAAGUUGGGAACAUAUAUUGCAAACUGCCAACUUGGAUGAUUUUACUGGAAAUGGUUUCGAACCAUGGGAUGUUGAUGCUGACCUUAUCGAUGUCCUACCAGACGCUGUCAGGCCUGAUACCUACUCGCUUCCACCAAAUGCUUGCAAAAGCUCUUUCCAAGACCAAAUGUGGUUUGAGGAACAGUCAUUGCUCAACUCCGAAAUGCAAAGGACUGAAAGCUGCAUGACCAGAGCUGAAUCCAGAAGCUCAAACCAGGACAAAGCUGAGGUGACCCCGGGUUCUUCAAUGACUGCAGGUCCAAGAUCAGAUAUUGACGACCCAAAUAUUCUUUCUCAGGAAGCAUUGAAAGAGUUAAUGACUUGGAAAGCCAAAGCGGAACAGCAGCUAACAGAAAUGUCAGACGCUGUGCGUGCUCUUCAGGGAUAGUGUCAACCCAAGUGGCUUUACCCGUAUGACGACAGAAACACAAUAGGCACAGAUUCAUCAGUGAUCGAUUCACCUACAUAGAAUCCCUUAGAGACUUGUACAGGGUUUCUGCUAAAACUGAACAAAAAAAAAAGAGACUAAGAGAUCAGUUAAGGCAUCUAUCUGGAAAGUUUAGGAACAGGUAGGAAGUGAAGGUAAAGACUCUUAUUUAGUAGUAGUUGUUGGUUGAUGUAUAUUCUCUCUGAUGACUCUUAUUCAACAACGAAGCUUUUUUUUUGGAGUAA
This is a messenger RNA of Eutrema salsugineum, 2022 nucleotides long. RefSeq lists its product as uncharacterized. Gene Ontology annotation, biological process: meiotic cell cycle; meiotic sister chromatid cohesion; reciprocal meiotic recombination. Lineage: Eukaryota; Viridiplantae; Streptophyta; Magnoliopsida; Brassicales; Brassicaceae. Bases 164 to 1738 code for a protein of 524 amino acids. The transcript is spliced from 10 exons. The record is from RefSeq and is a predicted model, not a curated record.